AUGCGUUUUCCACAGCCUCCGGUUCACGUGUACCAUCAGAAAGGAGACUUCAUCAUUGGUGGCAUUGUCCAUCAUGCCAGCAUUGUCGCCAGUGAAAUCCUCUUCAUGAAAGAACCCCUGCCAACACUGACAGAAUCAUUUUAUGUAGUGCCUAAAUAUUACCAACACAUCACGGCCUUGGCCUUUGCAGUAAAGGAGAUCAAUGAAAACCCUCAGAUCUUACCCAAUCUCACUGUGGGCUUCCACAUCUAUGACAGCUAUGAUAAUGCAAGAAGGACCUAUCAUGCCACAAUGUUACUGCUAUCAGCGCCAGAAAGAUUUAUUCCUAACUACCUAUGUGGCAACCAGAAAAAUCUAGUAGCAGUCAUUGGGUCACGGGAAGCACAGAUUUCUAUCAAUGUGGCAAGUCUCUUGAAUAACUAUAAGGUUCCUCAGUUCACAUAUGGCUCUGUUCCACUGAUGUACAAUGAAGUUAUAGGUCUUUACUUCUACCAGAUGGUUCCUCAGCAAUCCCUACAAUAUACAGGGAUUGUCUCUUUGCUCCUUCAUUUCAGGUGGACAUGGAUUGGAGUCCUUACAAUGGAUGAUGAAAGUGGUGAAAGUUUUUUGCAAACUGCAUUGCCACUGUUCUCCCGGAAGGGUGUGUGCUUUUCCUUCAUUAAAAAAGUGCCUACGUUACAUUCUGACUCUGAACUUAGCAACAUACUAGAAGAUGGGGCAAAACUACACAACACUGUAGUGAACAGCAAGGCCAAUGUUGUUGUGUUUUAUGGAGAAUCUAUGGUUAUUUUGAGGUGGUUUCCAUAUUAUUCAGGAGUACAACCACCAAGACUACCGAAAGGUAUAGUGUGGAUAAUGACAGCUGAGAUGGAACUCAUUUCAUUGGUCUAUCAAAGGGACUGGGAAACAGAAAUAUUCCAUGGUGUCCUGUCCUUCAGCAUACACUCCAAUGACCUACCAGGAUUCAAAACAUUUAUUGAGGGACGAAAUCCUUCCAGGGCAAAAGGAUAUGGAUUCAUCAGACAAUUCUGGCAAGAGGCCUUUGGUUGUGUGUUUCCAGAUGCAGAUGUGGGAGAUGUGAUGGGAGAUAUCUGCACUGGCAAGGAGAAACUGGAGAGCCUUCCAGCACCAUUUUUUGAAACGAGUAUGACAGGCUAUAGCUACAACAUCUACAAUGCUGUCUAUGCUGCCGCUCAUGCUUUAAAUGCCAUGUCCUCAUCUAGAUUCAAACACAGAACAGUGGAAAGAAGAGAACUGCAACAUCAAAACCAACAGUUUGGACAGCUGCAUCACUUUCUCAGAAGUGUCUCAUUUAACAACAGCAGUGGUGACAAGGUUGCCUUUGACCAGCAUGGGGAUUUAGUAGCUGGAUUUGAUGUGGUUAACUGGAUUGUUUCUUCAAAUCAAACAUUUCAUAGAGUGAAAGUUGGGAGGGUAGAUCCCAACCAAGUGUUCACCAUCAACGAGGAUGACAUAGCAUGGUACUACUGGUUUAACCAGCUCCAUCACUUUCUGAGAGGUAUUUCAUUUAACAACACUGCUGGGGAUGAGGUUUCCUUCAAUCACAACGGGGAAUUGGCAGCUGGAUUUGAUCUUAUCAACUUGAUCGCUUCUGCAAACAAAUCCUUUCGCAGAGUGCACAUCGGGAGGAUCGACCCCAAAGCUCCUCCAGAGCAAGUUUUCAGCAUCAAUGAGAGUGCCAUAACAUGGCCCAACUGGUUUAAUCAGACACAGCCUCUUUCUGUCUGCACUGAGAGUUGCCGUCCUGGUUCUAGCAAGAAAGCGAAAGAUGGAGAGCCAUUUUGUUGCUAUGAUUGCAUUCCAUGCCCAGUAGGGAAGAUUUCAGACCAGAAAGACAGGAAUGAGUGUCACAAAUGCAAAGAUGAAAACUAUCCAAACAAAAACCGGGAUUUCUGUAUUCCUAAGAUUGUAACCUUCUUGUCCUACGAAGAACCUUUGGGGCUCAGUUUAACAUGUUUUGCCGUUUCCUUUGCUCUUAAUACAGCUCUGGUGCUAGGAACAUUUAUGAAGCACCAUGACACUCCCAUAGUCAUAGCAAACAACAGGAACCUCACUUACACUCUCCUCAUCUCACUUCUGUUCUGCUUCCUUUGUGCAUUGCUAUUUAUUGGCCAGCCUCAGAAGGUGACAUGUCUCCUCCGACAAACUGCUUUUGGUGUCAUCUUCUCUGUUGCUGUUUCUUGUGUGCUGGCAAAAACCAUCACAGUGGUUCUGGCUUUCAUGGCCACCAAACCAGGAUCCAGGAUGAGGAAGUGGCUAGGAAAAAGACUGACCAACUCCAUUGUUCUUUUCUGUUCUUUUGUCCAGGUAGGCAUUUGUAUUGUGUGGCUGGCAACAUCUCCCCCGUACCCGGAUGUAGACAUGCAGUCAAUGACUGAAGAAAUUGUAGUAGAAUGUAAUGAGGGGUCUGUGAUAAUGUUUUACUGUGUCCUCAUCUACAUGGGCUGCCUGGCAAUUAUCAGUUCCACUGUGGCUUUCCUUGCCAGGAAGUUACCUGACAGUUUCAAUGAAGCCAAGUUUAUCACUUUCAGCAUGUUGGUUUUUUGCAGUGUUUGGCUGUCCUUUAUUCCCUCCUACCUGAGCACCAAAGGAAAAUACAUGGUAGCUGUGGAGAUCUUCUCUAUUUUAGCCUCCAGUGCUGGGAUUCUGGUGUGCAUCUUUGCCCCAAAAUGUUAUAUUAUUUUGUUAAGGCCUGAAAUGAACAACAAGGAACAGCUUGUAAGAAGGAAAAAAUGA
Molecule: messenger RNA, 2757 nt
Organism: Lacerta agilis (Sand lizard)
Lineage: Eukaryota; Metazoa; Chordata; Lepidosauria; Squamata; Lacertidae
Product: vomeronasal type-2 receptor 26-like
Exons: 7
Coding region: 1-2757 (918 amino acids)
Biological process (GO): G protein-coupled receptor signaling pathway
Cellular component (GO): membrane
Molecular function (GO): G protein-coupled receptor activity
Source: RefSeq, a predicted model, not a curated record